Trichomonas vaginalis G3 is the source of this 1008-nucleotide messenger RNA. Its product is annotated as phage tail repeat-like family. The record is from RefSeq and is a predicted model, not a curated record. The coding region runs from base 1 to 1008 and encodes 335 amino acids. The transcript has a single exon. NCBI's taxonomy places the organism in Eukaryota, Parabasalia, Trichomonadida, Trichomonadidae.
AUGUCAAAUGAAACAGCGUCUAUGAGAGAAAUACAACACAACCGACAACUCAUUAUGCAAGCUCUAAAUAAGAACACAACAAACUUUUCAAACUAUGCUAAAAUAUCUGAGUCAUUGAAAGAAGGAAACCUAAAACUGACAAUAAACCCUAUGACAGAUGAGUUUCUGUUUCAAGACAAUAAGAACCAUACUGUCUGUAUAAAUCCAACAAAAGGAACUUUAAACGAGAAACCUAUAAAUGAACUUCUUUUGAAAGCAGAUGUUGACAACAAAGCUGACAAAGAAUAUGUAGACGAUGCAAUAGCAAAAGAAGAAGAAAGAGCUAACAAUGCUUAUGCAACAAAAGAACAUACUCAUCCUGAACUAGCAGACAAAACAUAUGUUGACAAUAAAAUGUCAAGUGAAGUGACAAGAGCUGAAAACGAAUAUUCUAAAAAGACUCAUAUACAUUAUAUUAACCAAAUACCAAGUCUUAAGGAAACAUUAGAGACAAAAGCAGAUAAGACUCAUACACAUACCAUUGCAAAUAUUACAAACUUACAAGAAACCUUAAACAGUAAAAGUGACGUUGGACAUACACAUACAUCUUCUGAAAUAACAGACUUAAACGUUAGCCUUGAAAAGAAAGCAGAUAAAACAUAUGUCAAUGAAAUAUACCAAAGUUUGAUAGGAACAACAAAAAAUAUUGAAACUAUUGUUGGUGACUUUUCUGUCAAUGAAGAAAAUAAAUAUUUUAGAUGGCAGUUGGUACAGUCCUUAAAAAAUGGUACACGGCAUAAACUCAUUCCGAAAAAUAACAAUGAAAUGUAUGUAAGCUAUAAAAAGAAUGAUGGUACACAAGUUAAAGUUCCAUUAGACAACAACUGCUACUUAAACUUAUAUGGAGACGAACAAAAGAAAUAUUUAAGAGUUUAUGAAAUGGCAGAUAUGACAUUGCCUGACCCAGCUCCAGCACCAUAUUAUUAUGACUAUGGAGAUGACGACAAAACACCACAUGUAGACCCAUAA